AUGGCGACUCAGGUGACAGCACAGUUGGCGCAAACGUCUCUCAACGAUGGACCAGAAGAUUCCAGCUGGAAGGAAAACCUCAAAGCGCCCGCGAAAGACGGUCGGGAACAGACUGAAGAUGUCACCAAGACGAAAGGCCUCGACUUCGAAGAAUUCUACAUCAAGCGAGAACUCUUGAUGGGCAUAUUUGAAGCAGGCUUUGACAAACCGUCGCCUAUACAAGAAGAGACCAUUCCAGUUGCGCUAGUUGGGCGGGACAUCCUCGCCCGUGCGAAGAAUGGUACAGGCAAGACCGCAGCUUUUGUGAUCCCCACAUUGGAGAGAAUAAAUCCCAAGAACCCGAAAAUUCAAGCCCUUCUGUUGGUGCCGACCAGAGAAUUGGCGUUACAGACAUCACAAGUAUGCAAGACCUUGGGUAAGCACCUUGGAAUUGAGGUCAUGGUCACCACUGGAGGCACAGCACUCAAAGAUGACAUUAUCCGGCUUGACGACAAAGUGCAUAUUCUAGUUGGUACACCGGGACGGAUCUUGGAUCUCACCAGCAAAGGUGUCGCCGAUUUGUCUGAGUGCUCGAUCUUUGUCAUGGACGAAGCCGACAAGCUUCUGUCGCCAGAGUUCACGAUUGUGGUCGAGCAGCUUCUCAGCUUUCACCCUAAAGACCGGCAGGUCAUGCUAUUCAGUGCAACAUUCCCGAUCAUUGUCAAAGACUUCAAAGAGAAGCACAUGCGAAAUCCUUACGAGAUCAACCUGAUGGACGAGCUCACCCUUCGCGGCAUCACUCAAUACUACGCCUUCGUGGAAGAGAAGCAGAAGGUCCAUUGCCUCAACACGCUCUUCUCGAAGCUCCAGAUCAACCAGUCCAUCAUCUUCUGUAAUUCAACUAACCGCGUGGAGCUAUUGGCCAAGAAGAUCACAGAGCUUGGCUAUUCGUGCUUUUAUUCGCAUGCACGAAUGAUGCAGCAACACCGCAACAAAGUCUUCCAUGACUUCCGAGCUGGAGUGUCCCGCAACCUGGUGUGCUCUGAUCUCCUUACCCGUGGUAUCGACAUUCAAGCAGUGAACGUCGUCAUCAACUUCGACUUCCCUAAGAAUGCCGAGACGUAUCUCCAUCGUAUCGGUCGUUCUGGACGCUUCGGUCACCUAGGUCUCGCCAUUAACCUGAUCACGUGGGAAGACAGACUGAACCUUUACAAGAUCGAACAGGAGCUAGGUACUGAGAUCCUAGCUAUCCCACCAUCAAUCGAUAAGUCACUUUACGUCUAUGAGAACCCAGAGAAUAUACCUCGGCCAAUCCACGCAGCGCCUCCGCCGAGAACAACACAGCCUUCGAAUGGACAGGAUGCAUCACAGCAGGGUCGCCGGAAUAACGGCUAUAACCCAAGUUAUGGCCAACGUGGCGGUUUUGCUCAAGGCAGAGGAAGAGGACGAGGAGGCGGGCGCGGCGGUCGUGGCGCUGCGCAUACCGGUCAACCUCAGCACAAUGGAACUCCUGGGCCAUAA
Cyphellophora attinorum is the source of this 1500-nucleotide messenger RNA. RefSeq names its product ATP-dependent RNA helicase DHH1. Gene Ontology annotation, biological process: cytoplasmic stress granule assembly; P-body assembly. Gene Ontology annotation, cellular component: cytoplasmic stress granule; P-body. Gene Ontology annotation, molecular function: ATP binding; mRNA binding; RNA helicase activity. Bases 1 to 1500 code for a protein of 499 amino acids. NCBI's taxonomy places the organism in Eukaryota, Fungi, Ascomycota, Eurotiomycetes, Chaetothyriales, Cyphellophoraceae. The record is from RefSeq and is a predicted model, not a curated record. The transcript has a single exon.